Messenger RNA from Salvelinus fontinalis (brook trout), 1060 nucleotides. RefSeq names its product granzyme A-like. The coding region runs from base 52 to 840 and encodes 262 amino acids. The transcript has 5 exons. Gene Ontology annotation, molecular function: serine-type endopeptidase activity. Gene Ontology annotation, biological process: proteolysis. The record is from RefSeq and is a predicted model, not a curated record. NCBI's taxonomy places the organism in Eukaryota, Metazoa, Chordata, Actinopteri, Salmoniformes, Salmonidae.
AGCAUCACAGUAGACUUUGAACUACUGAGGUUACAUCAGAGUUAAAUAACCAUGAUCCUCUCCACUGCAGCCAGUUUCUGGACCUCUACCAUGAUCCUUCUAUAUCUGCACUCAGGUGACUGUGCAGAGAUCAUUGGUGGAAAGGAGGUGAAGCCUCACUCCUUACCCUACAUGGCUCUACUGGAGGACAACAAAGGAAACAAAAUGUGUGGAGGAAUCCUGAUCCACCAGCAAUGGGUCCUGACUGCAGCCCACUGUACUGACAUCAACAAGGUGUUUCUUGGGGUCCACUCCAUCAAACAGGAGGAGAAGGACACUAGACAGGUCCGUAAGGUUAAAGGUCGCGUCCCUCAUCCCUGUUAUGACCCCGGAUUCAAGGUCAACGACAUCAUGCUGUUGAAGUUGGAUAAGAAAGUAAAGCUGACUACGGCAGUGAGACCUCUAGCGUUACCUGUCCCUCUGGCAGACGUCCAAGCAGGGACCGCCUGCUCAGUGUCUGGAUGGGGAGCCACCGAGAACAAUGCUAAAACCAUGUCUGACGUCCUGAAAUCUACCAACGUCACCGUGAUCGACAGGAGGAAGUGUAACUCUGCAGACUACUACAACAUGACCCCAAUCAUCACCUACAACAUGCUGUGUGCCGGGUCUGUGGACAAUACCAGGGUGGACUCAUGUCAGGGAGACUCCGGUGGCCCGUUGGUGUGUGGAGGUGAACUAAGGGGAGUCGUGUCGUUCGGUACAAAAUGUGGCAUCAAGACCAAACCUGGGGUGUACACACUCAUAUCAAAAAUGUACCUUGAUUGGAUCAACAAAACCAUGAGGAAGUCACUGAUUGACUGAUACCUGCUUUCUCAGGCUUUCCUUAAUAAUUGUGAAAUUAUUUAAUAUUUACUGAAUUUGAAUUAUAGCUCAUGUGCUGGAAGCUGUAAAAUAUGUUUGAUCUCUUGCCAAGCUUUGUGUGAAUAAGUGCAGUGAUGUAAUGUAAACCUAAACAUGUGAUGUAAGUACAAAAUGGGAAAAUAUGGAUAUUGAAUUUGCUCACUAAAAUUAAAAUGUGAAA